AUGAUUCAUUUAGUGUUUAUGAGUGCCUUAUUGGUAGAAGUACAGAGCUUCUUAAGACCCCAAUUGAGAAUUGUUGGAGGCUCAGGAAUAACUAUUGAAGACGUUCCUUAUCAAGUGUCCUUGCAAGAGGCAAAAAUACAUUUAUGUGGUGGUUCGGUUAUCGGUAGGAAACAUAUCCUAACAGCUGCUCAUUGUACAAUGUUCAGAGAAGAUAUCAGCCUAUUUACAGUUUUAACGGAAACCGAUGUCAAAACUGAAGGAGUAGAGACAAAAGUCAGUGAGGUUUUCAUUCAUCCGUAUUACAAAAACAACAAGGACUAUGAUGUUUCGAUUAUCGGAUUGGAAAAACGAUUGGAUUUCAACGAAAGAUGUCAACCAAUUGCAUUACCGCGAGCAAGUGAAGAAGUCUGUAAUAAUGCUUUAAUGUUAGCUUCUGGUUUUGGUAAUCUUGGUUUUAAUACAACGAAUGAUAGCGGAACGCUAAGAGCCGUUACCGUGCCUAAAGUUGCAGAUGGUAGAUGCUUUGAAGCUUACUACCAUGACGGUGGUAUCACGGCAAGGAUGUUUUGUGCUGGUUUCGAAGAAGGUGGAAAGGGUGUUUGCAUGGGGGAUUCUGGAGGACCUCUGGUUAGGAAUGGAAUACAAUACGGUAUUGUAUCUUGGGGAGAAAACUGCGCUGAGGCUCAUUUUCCUGGAGUAUAUACUCGUAUUGCAUCACCGCCAAUUCGGGAUUGGAUUAAAAACACUGUUAAUAUUUAA
Molecule: messenger RNA, 759 nt
Organism: Phlebotomus papatasi
Lineage: Eukaryota; Metazoa; Arthropoda; Insecta; Diptera; Psychodidae
Product: trypsin-1-like
Exons: 3
Coding region: 1-759 (252 amino acids)
Biological process (GO): proteolysis
Molecular function (GO): serine-type endopeptidase activity
Source: RefSeq, a predicted model, not a curated record